Messenger RNA from Vidua chalybeata, 6030 nucleotides. RefSeq names its product NADH-cytochrome b5 reductase-like (gene CYB5R5). Lineage: Eukaryota; Metazoa; Chordata; Aves; Passeriformes; Viduidae. Bases 800 to 3064 code for a protein of 754 amino acids. The record is from RefSeq and is a predicted model, not a curated record. Gene Ontology annotation, molecular function: oxidoreductase activity. The transcript is spliced from 11 exons.
UAGCUUGCAGCCACUGCAUCCCCAACUUACGGGGUGCAAUUGUUGAUCUCAAAUGUGACUGGUGAACAUUCCUGAAAGCUGCAGAGUGGAGCUGCCUGAUGGGCUGGGGCUGGAACACACAACUGGGGUAUUCAUCCAGAUGGCCAGGGAUCACAAAGCACAGACCAGCCUCUGACACAAGACACUGAAGUGAGAUGAAUUUCUUGGAAAUGUGCUCUUCCACACCUUAAAAUAGCGCAGGCUGUCCUCUCCCUUCCCAUGUGCUGGAGGGUACCAGAACUGUAAAACAUUCUACAUUUGGCUGCAGCUAAUUUAGCUUUCAUUUUAUAAAACCCACACUAAUCCCCCCAUGUUAAAAAGAAUAUGCUUCCUGCUCAGUUAACUCUGUGUGGCAGGAAGAAAUUCUUCCUUUGUAUUUUUAGCAGCAAAUACCAGCUACAGGCACCAAAGUUUCCCGCUACAUUCCACACCACUUUCCCCAAAUGCACAGGUCUCUUCAUCCAGGAUUGGGGGAUAAAAGGACCGUGGUUCUACAGAUCCAACAAAGCAAUCCCUCCGAUUAAGUGCUUUGGGAACUAAGCACAGGGCAGCACGACGCAUCCCACGGCAGCCAGGAGUAAAACAAAGUCAAAGCCAGGCAGAAUGAAAAAGCCUCGUGGCUCAGGCUUUCCCCUUGAAGCUUUGUAAGUCUCUUCUGCAUUCAGAAGGACUCAAAGCAACCUCGGGAACAGGUUUGAGUCUGGCUCUGUGCAGAAGCACACUGAGAGCAGAGCCUGCGCAGAGGAAUAAUGACUGGCUUAUGUUCUUCCCAGGCAAUGGAGGAAGAGUGCAGGAGGAUGCAUCUGACGACUUCUCUAACCCAAAUCCAGAGGCAAUGAGUGACAACGAGGAGGACUGGCUGGCUCUGAGGCCCCAGGAACCUUCUCCAUCCCAGUGCUGCGGCAGCGGCUGCAAGCCCUGCAUCUAUGAUGUGUACGAGAAGGAGCUUGCACAGUGGGAGAGAGCCAAAGCAAUGCAAGACAAAAGCCUUCUCAUGGGAAAGAAGGAGCAGAGCAAUAAUUCAGAGCUGAAUCCAGAUACAUUCACUGCAUUCAGCGUGAGCUCAGUGGAGCAGCUGACAGAGGACACCUACCAGUACAAAUUUGAAUUACCGGGAAAUAGCAGCCUGCAAUUGAGUUUAGGACAACAUAUCCUGUUAAGAGGAGUGGUGAAUGGUUUGGAGGUCCAGAGAGCCUAUACUCCAAUUAGCCCCAGGAAUGCAGAAGGUUACUUUGAAGUUCUAAUUAAAUGCUAUGAAGCUGGGCUAAUGUCACAAUACAUAAAAACGUGGAAAAGAGGAGACGUGGUCUUUUGGCGUGGGCCGUUUGGAGGGUUCCCAUACCAACCUAAUAAGACAGCUCCAAAAGGAUGCUCGGGCACUGGUGAGGGGAGAUUUGCCUGCUGGAGGAUGGGGUGCACAGGGCUGGGCUGUCUGGCAGUGCUGGCCAUGCUCUGCAGAGCUCUUGGGGAUGCUCCCAGCAGAGGCAUCAAAUGUGGGGGAGUACUUUCAGCACCCUCUGGCAACUUCUCCAGCCCCAACUUCCCGGGGCUGUAUCCCUACGAGACAGAGUGCACGUGGCUCAUCGUGGUGGCCGAGGGCUCCUCCGUCCUGCUCUCCUUCAGCCACUUCGAGCUGGAGUACCAUGACACCUGUGCCUACGACUACCUCCAGGUCUACAACGGGGCUGCCCGGGACCGGGGCAACCUCCUGGGUACCUUCUGUGGCCACAGGCUCCCGCCACCCUUCUCCUCUGCCUGGCACGUCAUGGCCGUGGUCUUCCGCUCCGACCGCCACGUGGCCAAGCGCGGCUUCGCCGCUGCCUACAGGAAAGAUGCCUGCGGUGGGCAGCUGACGGGGCUCUCUGGGGAGAUCACCAGCCCCCGCUACCCCGAGAGUUACCCCAACGAUGCCGAGUGCCGCUGGAGCAUCGGGGGGGCCAGCGGGGGUGGCCCCCUCACCCUGGUGUUUGCUGACUUCCAGAUGGAGGGGGGCCAAGGCUGUGGCUUUGACUACGUGGCCCUUUUUGAUGGCCCUACCAUCACUGCCCCCGGCCUGGGACGCUACUGCGGCAGCACCCGCCCGCCCCGCACCGUCUCCUCCACUCCCCACCUCCUGAUCGUCUUCAAGUCGGACUACAACAUUGGUGGCAGGGGCUUCAAAGCCCAUUUCUACUCAGGCGAGUGCCAGGAGGUGUUCACCACCAUCAAAGGGAAUUUCUCCAGCCCUCAGUACCCCAACUUCUACCCCAACAACCUCGAGUGCCAGUGGAGCAUCCAACUGCCCCCAGGCUACCGGGUCAAGGUCUUCUUCCUGGACAUGGAGCUGGAGGGCCGGAGCAGCCUGACGGGUGGCUGUGACUAUGAUCACUUGUCUGCCUUUGAUGGUGGCACCGAGAAUGGAUCCCUGCUGGGCCAGUGGUGCGGGUGGGAGAGCCUGGCACCCGUCACCUCCCGCAGCAACCGGCUGCUCCUGGUCCUCCACACCGACCGCAACACGGCCAAGAGGGGCUUCUCCAUCUCCUACGUGGGAGUUGUGCCCAUGAACGUCAGCUGCACCCGGACAGACUUCCACAUCCAGAUCCCUGUGCAGUCCCUGCCCCAGCUGGAGAGGAAUAGGAUUUAUUUGGGGACCCCCUCCUGUGCAGCCCAGGUGGUUGGCAGGAACUUUAAAAUACACACCAGGUUCGACACCUGUGGCACUGAAUCCCAGAGACGCAACAACACGUCUGUCAUCGUCAGCACCCUCUACAUUGAUUUUUCAGUGGGAGACCAGGAGGACAUCCACCAGUACGAGGUGCAGUGUGAGCCAAAGAGGAAAGAAGCCUCAGUGACCCUUAUUGCUGGCCCUGAUCCAUCCAGGCUCAGCCAGGCAGAAAACCUGGUGGAUGCCCAGAAGUGGGAGGGGGAAGCAAUUGAUGCCCGUGAAAUCAAGAGCCAGGACACCAGCGACAUCGUCUUCAUCAGCAUCUGCAUCCUGGCUGGGCUCCUCAUGGUCAUCGCAGUGGUGGGGCUGGUGCUUCUGUAGGAUGUUCCUUCCAGACUCCAGGGAUUGCAGACCCAGUCCUGCCCAGGGCAGAAAGGCACCUCAAAAUCCACCCUCACCCCAGGCUGAGCUCUAACACAGCUGACCAAACAGAGACACAGCUCUCAGGCCCUGAAACUGAGCCUGAGCCCAACCUCCACCUUCUCUUAGUGCCUGAAAAAUCUGGGCGAUAGGCAGCCAUUUCCCUUCCCAAUUUGUUUUCCUCUGUCUCAAUCUGUCCAUUUGGCUCAGGAAUGCAAUUCUUGUGCUCCCUAACUCUUCCCGCACCUGCUUCAAUUUGUUUUCCCUGUAGUGCUGCUGCUUUCAGGAAAGAAACGUUGUUUGCCGAUGGCUGCAAAUCUUCCUGUCAAUUAUUUCUAGCUGAAUUCUUGGAGGUACAAACCAUCCCCAAAUGUAGCUAUAUUCCCAACAAAUGUUCUCCGUGCUCCCAGCCCAUGCUUGGGGGGGAACUGUGGAGCUGUGUUACAGGGAUCUCCACCUGGCACACACAGAUGUAGCUCAUGUAGGUGCUCCCAGGUGAUGUUUCUGGGUGUCUGUGGGUGAUGUGAUGCAUUUGCUGUGCCCUGGAGCUCCUCGUUUGAUCUUCUCAGGUUGUCUCACCUUCUUGCAGGACUCACCUGAGUGCCUCAGCCACCAGCAGCUGGAGGGGAGGAGAAUAAUCCUCUUCUCCUCUGUGUUUUCCUCCUUUCCAGCAUAUCCAGGCAUCCACAGCUGUGAAUUCUCUACCAGCAUUACUCCUGAAGUUUGAAAACAUGGGCAAAUCCUGCUACGGCUUGGGGAGAUGUUGGAGUGUGGAGGUUUUGGUAACCCUGUAAAGACAACCUUGGCAGGAGGGGCUGGGACUUCAGUAACACCAGAUCUCUCGUGGUCCCUGCAGAAGAUGAGCUCAGCAUCUGAGAGCAUGAAAAGAAGAGUCCUGUGAUCAUCUGCCCCUCUAGAAAACUGGGGAUCCUCACCAAGAGCCCUGCUAGACGGCUAAAUGACCUCUGCCUGCCUCUUGUGCUACCCCAGCACAAAGGACAUUCCCCUUCAGCAUCAAAGAUGGGUGGCUGUCACAGAGCAGCCUGUGUUCAUCCCUGUGGGUCAGAGCCAGAGUGUGUCAAAGCCACAUGAAAUCUUGCUAUGGAAGGAGGCCACCCCUCCUCCUCCAGCCUUAGUGAAACACACUGCAGUGCAGAGAGAGAUUUUAAAGCAUCCCAGUGUGGUCAUUCAGGGGCACAGCAAACCCCUCGUGCUGUUAAAUUCAGCAUUUAGCCAGGACUGGUAGAAGAGUCCCUUUGGUGAGAGGCUGCCCUGACUGAUGUCCUGCUUCCCUCUGGGACAGCUCUGUUCAUCAGGGCAUCAGAGGAAGCAGCAGCAAAGGAAUAGGAUGAUGACUGAGCAGCUUUUCCUCCUGGAUUGCACCAGCCCUGAGAGAGUGUCUGGGGAGGGAGGAAGGCACAGGGCUGCGCAUGCCUCCUAACGAGGAGCCUUCGUUAUCAGAGCCCGGAUUGAUUUGGCGUUUGUUGGUGCAACACAUCGGCAAAUGCGAGAUUUCCGAGGGAAAUAUUUGCCAGCACUGUUAAGCUCCAUUAAGGGAAUGUUUUGAGAGCCUGUUGUGUGCAGAGAUGGUAAACAAGGCCAGCCUCCCCCGCUGCUUGCAAAGCCUCACUGCCGGUUAAUUGCUGGGUAUAGAACUGUCAGCCUGAGACCAUAGUUACAAGAUUUGACAACUGAAAGAAACUUAAAGAUAUAAUUAACCUUCUUGGUGGCCCAGAUUUUGCUGAAACAGGUGAGCACUGCGGCUGCUCGUGCCUGGCAGGGAGCCCACAGCACCCAGCAGCAUCCAGCCCUUGUCUGCAGGACAGGCACUCCUUGCCCAGCUGGAGCCUCCAGAACCCUGUGAUUUGCAGGGGAAAAGGCUUUUCUGGAUAGCUCUUGGUGUUGCACUCAAGUAAGGAGUUGGACCUGGUCACCCCAGGGAGGGUUUCCAGCUCUGGCUCCAGUUCACAGCCACCCAAGCAUCCCUGAGUGAAGUGCUCCCCUGCACACAUCCCUGUGGAUGCAGAACUAGUGCUGUGGGAGCAGCUUUGCUCCUGAGUCAAGGGGAUCCCUAGCUGCCCCAGGUCUGCAGGGUAUUAUCCAGGAGUCAUGGACAGGGUGAUUAAUGCAACUUGAAUGGCUCCAAAAGCCACUUGUUUCUGAUGGCAUUCACAGCUGCAUCUGCCACCAGCAGUGAGCCACUCAAGCCAGUCAUCUCACUUGGAGCAAGGAAAGCCUCUGGUGCUCACCAAACACCAGCCCUCCUCAGCCUCCAGUCCUCCUUCACCAUGUCUCAGCCUCUCCACUAGAUUUAGGCAUCUGGUCUCUCCCUGCCCUGCAGGAAUUUGCUCAGUGGCAUCCCCUGUUAAACCAGGUCUUCCCUGACAUACUGCCAGUAGCUGGGGAUGGAGCCCAGCAGGGGAGGAGGACUGCCCAGGUAAUUUCCUGAAAAAACCCUUCUUCUCAUGCAAAAGCUGCUCAGAUGAGUGGCAAACAGCUAUCAAGAAUCCAUCACCAGCACUCCUUCCCUCCACCAUGCCUGUGGUCCUCACACAUCAGGCCUCAGUUCCCCUCCUUAGUGUUUGCCCAGUGCUUCCCGAGCAAGCGGGAGAGCGGCGGGCACGGGCAGUGCUCCCAUUGCCCAUCUGAUUAUUUAUUUAGAGCACGAUGGCUGGAUUGAGCCGGGCUGGAUGCAGCCUCCCCAUUUCCUGGCUUUGCUUAUAGACAUGGAGUCGUGUCUCCCUGAAGCGAAGGCUUGGCUGUUGUGCGGGAGGGAGAGCCUCUGUUAUCCCUCUGCAAACGUCUGCCUGCAAAGCCAGUGAAGAACUGUUGGAAAAUUGUAGAUCAUAGAAAACAGGACUGCAAGAACCCCCAGGGGAUCAGUUGGUUCAUUCCUCUCCUUCCCUGGGGAGAUCGCUCCUACUGGA